AUGAAUGUCGAAAGGAAAAAGACAUCACGGGCACAGAGUGAAGGCUAUUGGGACUAUGUUGGUUUCUCUGGGAUCCAGCGUGGGACCCUCCGCGGAUCCCAGCUUGGGCCCCCCCGCGGGUCCCGUGGGGUCCAACAUAGCCUCCAACAUGGCUCUCGCGUUAGCUCAUCACACCCUUUCCACCACCACCAUCUAAAGCAUGGAGGACGGCACGAGAAGAUAAUAAUCCCACAAGUUCCACGAAAAAAUUACCUAUAUUAUCUGGAAGAGAAACGAAGACUACAAUUCAAGAAAUUUCUCCUCCACAGAAUGUUUCUUGUGGCCAAGAUAUCCCCAAAUGUGGAGAAGAAAAAAAUUAUUGAGUACUAUGAGCAACUACACCAACAUAUACUCAAGUUUCACCAGGGAGAAAAUGUUACUGGGAUCAUCCUUGUCUAUCCUACAACCAUUCUCCAUGUCAUUGAGAGCUCCACUGGGACUCUUUACCGAAUUCUUCAAGACUACGUUUCUCACGAAGAAGACGAACCUAGAUUUUUGCUCUGUGACCUUAAAAUUCUAGUUAUGUCUCAUAACAUUCCAACAAGACUCUUCAUGCAAUGGUACACUUCUGUGAUUAAUGUACCAGUGAUGUACCUGGAAGAUAUCACACAAUCGCAAUCUAAAGAUGAGGUGGUUACUGAUUGCCUCACCCUGGUGCUCAAGCUUGGCAUGUAUCUUUCAAGGAAUGUUAAAGUAGGCACUAAAGGACCAGGAGAUAACCUGCACAGCCUUGUGCCUGAACUUCUCCUCCCUGAAGAAAUCAUAAAGUAUCUAUGUAGAGCUGAAGGCUUCCUGACCCCCGCAGAGUUUUUAAGAAUGUAUAACAAGCCUAUUCAUGUGACGUUGGAUGCAGAAGUUGUGUGGCCUACCCCCACACCUCUUUAG
Trichosurus vulpecula (common brushtail) is the source of this 924-nucleotide messenger RNA. RefSeq names its product testis expressed 47 (gene TEX47). The transcript has a single exon. The record is from RefSeq and is a predicted model, not a curated record. NCBI's taxonomy places the organism in Eukaryota, Metazoa, Chordata, Mammalia, Diprotodontia, Phalangeridae. The coding region runs from base 1 to 924 and encodes 307 amino acids.